Molecule: messenger RNA, 2478 nt
Organism: Fusarium redolens
Lineage: Eukaryota; Fungi; Ascomycota; Sordariomycetes; Hypocreales; Nectriaceae
Exons: 2
Coding region: 1-2478 (825 amino acids)
Source: RefSeq, a predicted model, not a curated record
AUGCCUGGCUUGAUAAGGCGACUUAUAACUCCUCAACGGUCACUACCCAAUAUCCGAGAUCGGGAUCGUGGUCGCGAUCGCCAUGAAGACCUCACAGAUUCAUGCGAGGACUUGAGUUCUUGUUGCGCCAAGAAGUCUUCACAAAGAAAGUCCAACAAGGCCAAGUCACGUCUUCCAGUUCCAAAGAAAGGUGCAACACCUGUUACUAUUCAAAGGAUACCUGACGUACACCGUGUUGCGAACGCAGCUCCCCCUCUACCAACUCCUCGUUUACGCGCACCAUCGAUCAGCUCUUCGCGCUGUGAGGGGCGAAACGCUGCCCUUGAGGCUCUCACAGGUAAUGAUCCCACCAACAGAUGGCCUGCACCUGUUCUUUGUCCAAGUGAGCACGGACAAGCCCACCCACAUUCCUACCAUCACUCCCAUUCCUCCCAAUCAUCUCGGUACCUGCGCCCCCCUCGCUCCAGGAAUGGUCCUCUCGGCCCUGUCCAUGUAAACGACAAUAGCACACACCUAGCAAGAACCUCGCCAAAGACGUCGAUUCUUUCUUUGUCGGACCAUGGCGCUGAUGGUUACGAGGCCGGGCCAACCACCUGGCAGCCUGCCCAGCCCAUGUACGACGGUCAAAGCCUUGGCUCGUCAUCAGACAGCGUUGACCGUCUAUUUCGUGAGACUGAUGAAGCGUUCAAAGCUCUUGGAUCUGCACUUAGAGAAACCCAACGUGCAUCACAGCUAUCCGUUUUACCUUCACCACCCUCACCACCAGGAAUUCCAAAUUUUCACAAACAUUCCAAAUCCAUGCCGCUGCCCACUGGCUUUCAAAAACAUUCGAGAUGGAGAAGGGAGGAUUCGCCUUCGGCUUCAUCUCAAAGAUCAUCUCCAGACAGAAGAACAUCAGUGGUGAAGAAACCUCAAAGGAAAAAGCAUAGUCUAGUAGGGACUUCAUUUUCGAAAGCGGCGAUCCGUACGCCAAGAUGGACUUUGUCGGAGAAUGUGACGGACAUUCUCACAGGCCAACGUUUCAGACGCAUCGAAGCUGAUGAGAUGUUAACACCGGAUCGCAUCGAAGCACUGCGCAAGAAACGAGAGGCUGCCCAGCAAUUGGACGACGAGCGCACUACCACUAGGGAACGGUACUCUAUCGACUCCGUUCGCAGUGCAGAAUCAGAUAACUCCGAGACAGACGUUGAGCCAUUCCAUCUGGACGAAUUGGCAUCUCGAAUUAGAGCGAGACAGGCUUUGGAGAAUCCGGCGGUUUCGGUCGAAGUAACGCCUCCUGCCCCAGAAUUGACUCCUGAUCUGAAUAUUGUUUCCCGAGACGUUUCGAAACAGGCCUCAGGGGAGGGGGAAGAUGAGUCAAUUGCGAGUACCAAAGAUAAAAGUGACGCUUCGCCAGAGGCCUCACCCCAAGUGCCGGUCAAGAAUCCUGCACGUUUCGGUGCAGAGGCUUCACAAAAGCUACCAUCGAUUCCCGAAGUCAUGGUGGCGGCGACAGCGAAAGACGAGGCAAACAUUGAGCCUCCGGCCAGCUCACCGGCCACUGAAGCCACUAAUAUGAAGAUGGAAGAGAACGAUGAGUACUUCUACCUCAAGAGUACGCCUUAUACUCUCACAAAACCAUCUUUCCGUCAUGGGCCUAUCACAUUAGCUAAAGCUGAAGUUGGCAAAGGAGUCAAGACCAUGGACGACACAUUAGACUGGACAGCGUUCCAGAUGGCGAUCUUGGGAGGAGCCGGAGAUUUCCUUCAAGACAUGUCGAGCGAGGAGGACACAAAGCAGGUGGAGGAAAUCACGUCGUGGUUCGAUACGUUUGGCUUUGAGACAUAUGGGGUGCUGAUACCCGAAGACGUGCCAGAGCCAGAACCCGUGGCUGUCUCUGUGUCUGAGCAUACGCCGUCAAUGAGGUCUUCGGGUCACAGCACUCUCUCGUCGACGCCAUCAACCAUCGACACGGACAUUGACCUGCCGAUCCCGGUGGGUGCAGAGUUCCCCUCCGGGUUCUGGAACGCCCCGGCGCCCGGCCAGACUCUCGACAAAGCUAAGUUCUAUAACAGCACAGGGCUAAAACGAUGGGUUGGCGAAGGACGGCCCAAACGCCCUUCGUCGCACAGCUCGGAAGACAGCCUACCACCGAGCCCGAUGAUGCCUCUCGUGGUUCAUAUGGGCGCUGGCGAAGCCGAUAUUCCGGAUACGGUACCGAUGGGUUAUAACCUAGGGCACGACCUGCCGGACUUUCUGAAGUGGGAGGCGGAAAACGUGUAUGCGUCUGAGUUCAAAGACGUCGCUUCUUACGAGGACCGCCGUGCUCGUGAAGCCCUCGUCGCAGCACAACAAGCGCGAAGAGCCGCUGCUGUGGCGGCUGCUCAGCAGAGUCAGGCUGAUAUGGAGGGCGUCCAUCAGGUGCUGCAGGAGAGGGAGAGGGAUGACGAUGUCAGAAGGGUGAGGGAUGAGAGGAUCGGUGUUUCGAGGAGAAGAUGA